AUUUGUGCUUCGACAAUGGAUGAAUUGAUUUCAGGAAUGUACAAAGAUAAGAUUUAUAAAAAAUUCAUUAUAGAUUGUCGAUCGACAAAUGAAUUCAAAGGUGGACAUAUAAAAGGUGCCAAGAAUAUAUCAGAUAAAGAAAUCAUAGAUCAAGAAUUGUUUUCUCCCGAUAUGACUGCGAUAGCAACCAAACGACUUGAAUGUAGGAAGCGUAUAUUACUCAUCUUUCAUUGUGAAUUCUCGGCGAUGAGAGGUCCAAAUAUGGCGACCUAUGUUCGAGAGCGGGAUCAAGAAUUACAUAGCACAGAAGGUUUACUUUACAAAGAAAUUUACAUUCUUGACGGUGGUUAUGCAAAGUAU
This is a messenger RNA of Melampsora larici-populina 98AG31, 360 nucleotides long. RefSeq lists its product as uncharacterized. The transcript has a single exon. Lineage: Eukaryota; Fungi; Basidiomycota; Pucciniomycetes; Pucciniales; Melampsoraceae. Gene Ontology annotation, molecular function: protein tyrosine phosphatase activity. Gene Ontology annotation, biological process: protein dephosphorylation; positive regulation of G2/MI transition of meiotic cell cycle; G2/M transition of mitotic cell cycle. Gene Ontology annotation, cellular component: cytoplasm; nucleus. The record is from RefSeq and is a predicted model, not a curated record. The annotation marks the transcript as partial.